UUAGGCUUAAUAUAGCCUAACAUUAAAAACGAAAUGCAAUAUGUUGUUGUAAACCAUUAACAGCAAAACAUUUUACCAGACUUGACUUAAUGAAUUGUUUCCUAUGCUUGAAAAUUAUUUUAAUUAUAUAAAUUGUAAAGUUGUUUAAAAUAAAUAAAUAUACUACAAUAUUUGUAGUGGCUGUAUUUGUUUACAGUAAAUUUUGUGACUACUUUUCUGUGUGCAUCUCUUUGUGUAUAUGCUUCAAAAAAAAAAAAUGUAAGGAGAAAAUAAGUAAACGUUUCAUUAGCCUACCUGUCGAGUACUCAACAAAAAAUUUCACAUCAGAGUUGUUGUUGUACGCUUAUUGCAGAUGUAUACCACUGUAUACACAUUGUUGAAUUUUUUUUUAAAGAAAAGCGUUUUGUAUUUCCUGCUUGUGACUAUUUUACUCAUUAUCAAAACAGAAAAAUAAAAUUGCAUCAUUUAUAAGUUUCAAAUUCUCAAACUUUUCUAACAAAUUAAAUCCAUGUAUGUGUCAAAGUUCAUACAUCCCCUUGGGAUAUUUGCCUGAUUUUUGAUUAACUUUCAAACAGUCUAACAUUAGUUGGACAUUGAUUUUAGGUGUAGACCAUUUACAGUACAAAUUGUUAACCGAUUUUAGUUUUCUUAAAAAUAUUAUCAAAACGUUGCCGACCGCAACUUUAAUAUUAUAUGUAUGUUUUAAACCGUUUUCAACGCGUUCACGAAAGGUAAACCCAGUUCCAUACUUCAUGUCUCGAGUCUUUUAUUUUGUAAAAAAUAAUAUAUAACUCGACUUCCUGUUUGUGUUUGUUAGACUGCUGCUAGGUUCACAUCGCAGCUGAAAGCGAAUUUACACCGACAGUUGCUGCUGCUUCGCAUCUUCACACUGAUAAUAAUUACAUGUAUGAGUUUAAAUGAAUAUACGAAGAUAUAAACAGACCGAUUUCUGUUCCCCGUUUCUUCCUGAAGACGUUUUUAUAGCACUGUUAUGUCGGUAUCUUCAUACACAGUGGUGAGAGAUGCUAACAGCUGAUUGCUAGCUAGAGCUGUUGACAAAUAACCUGAAACAUCAUCAUCUUCACACAUGCUGUCCGUCAUUGAAUAGGUCCAUCGGUUUUUUUGGCCAUGAUAUUUUUCAACAACUGCUGUUAAGAUCUGCAUAGAUCCUGCUGAUUGUGUUAAUGUCCUAUAGAAGAAAAGCAUAAGCGAGGUUAUAAUCUUCCCUGGGUUGAUUUCUCACUGCCCUGGACAUGAUGGGCCCAAGGCGAAAAGUCACCAGGACUCAGAGUCUGGGUGGAGGAUCGCACAGCUUGCUCGGACAUGAAGAACCCAAAGAUUAUAUAAAUGAGCUGUCACAUGAAGUGCUUUGCCAUAUAUUUAGAUACUUGCCCAUGCAGGACAUAAUGUGUAUGGAGUGUCUGUCACGGAAAUUAAGAGAGGCUGUGACUCUGUAUUUGCGGGUGGUGAAGGUAGUGGAUCUUUGUGCAACCCGGUGGUGGGAGUACAUGCCUUCAGGUUUCACAGACUCCAGUUUCCUCAUGCUAAUGAAGAAGAUGCCAGAUUUGGAGCAGCUAUAUGGUCUUCAUCCACGUUACCUAGAGAGAAGGAGGGUCAGAGGUUAUGAGGCUUUCAGUAUUCCUGGUGUUUUGGAGGCCCUACAGGCCUGCCCAAACCUUAUUGGUGUGGAGACAUCUCAUCUUGAGCUUGUGGAGGCGAUAUGGAACUACAUGCCUCAGGUGCACAUACUGGGCAAGUUCAGGAACCGAAACGGGGCCUUUCCUAUUCCAUCUGAGAACAAACUCACCAUACCAGCUGCAGCCAAAAUACAAACACUCCAUCUUGUCGGUGUGAACGUACCAGAGAUCCCAUGUCUGUCCAUGCUCAGGCAUCUAUACCUGAAAUGGGUUCGCCUUACAAAGCCUCAGCCCUUCAAAGACUUUCUUUGCGUGAACUUGCGUACAUUUGUUAUGAGGAACUGUGCCGGCCCCACAAAUUCACUGAAGUAUGUGCCUCUUGUCACCGGCUUGGCCUCCGCUCGCAACCUGGAACAGCUUGAACUGGUGAGGGUGCCCUUCUUAGGGGGACUAAUUCAGCAUGUGGUGGAGGAUAGCUGGAGGUCAGGGGGGUUUCGUAAUUUGCACACUAUUGUAUUUGGUGCCUGUAAGAAUGCACUUGAAGUGGACCUGGGCUACCUCAUCAUUACUGCUGCUCGCAGGUUGCAUGAAGUCCGAAUCCAGCCUUCUUUAACCAAAGAUGGAGUGUUCUCUGCACUGAAAAUGGCUGAACUGGAGUUCCCCCAGUUUGAGACUUUGCACCUCGGAUAUGUGGAUGAAUUUUUAUUGCAAUGUAAAUUAAGCCAUGCUGAGUUAGUGAAAUACGGUCUUGCUGAUGUGAUCGAGAAUCCAGGAAUCAUCACGGACAUUGGAAUGAAGGCUGUUAAUGAAGUGUUUAGCUCCAUCAAGUAUCUGGUCAUUUAUAACUGUCCUCAUCUUCACAACCCAAACAACUGGAUCACGGAUCACUCACGCUGGAGUCGACUGGUGGAUCUCACUCUGGUGCGUUGUCAUGCAAUAAAGCUGGAGUCUUUCAGUCAGUUCAUUGAAAUGCUUCCCAGCCUAGAGUUCAUCUCUCUAGACCAGAUGUUUCGUGAGCCUCCCAAGGGCUGUGCACGUGUGGGACUCAGCGCUGGCACUGGUAUCGGUGUAUCAUCUGCCUUGGUCAGCAAUCAGAACUCCAACAACGAUAAUGACAACAAUAACAACAACAAUCACCAAAACAAUAAUGAUGCAAACAUUCCCCCAAACAACAACCGCGAAGACUUGCCUCAGCAACACCGUCGUGGCGCAGAAGAAAUUCCUGACGUGGAAGGCAUGGUAGCAGAAAACAUAGAGCCUGAGCCUGUUCUUGAGGCUGUCAUCCCUGAAGAAGAGAUUCAAGGUUCCAGCCAGACAACCAAUCCUUCACCUGACCAGGAUGAAGAACAAGCAGGUCCUAGCGGAGUUCAGACUGCUGUGAAGAAGCAGCCGGUGGUUGUGUCGGAUUCGGACAGCGAGGAUGAGUACAGUCCAGUCAGGACGCAGGGUGCAGGCCGCUCUCAAGGCCAGUACCCAGAGACCGAAGCCCAGGAGAAAAGCACCACAGCUGUGACCCCACAUGGUAAAGGAAAGACUCCUCUGCGCAGACGUGGACUGCAGCCUCAGGAGUCCAGUUGUGAGAAAGGCUGCCAGGUAACUAGCGAGCAGAUCAAAGCUGACAUGAAAGCAGCCACUGAGACAGCCGAGCGUGGGAACAAAGACAGAACCAGCGGGGCUGGACCCACCUCAGGCUACGCUACCGGCGGAUGCGUCUGCUCCAUCCGUUGGAGGGAAGACUCUGCCAAUCAGGAGAACCGAGGUGGGGUGGGCAGGGGAGAAGAUGGGAUGGUCAGGACACGCUGCACAUGCAGCAGGUCUCGUUCCUCCGCUGAAAUCGGGACUCGAGGUGGCCACUCCGCAGAGCUGGAGAGCCAAGACCCUGAGCAGAGAGCAGGGGAAGAGGAAAUGGAGGACAGACAGUCUAGCACUCCGCCCCGUAAUCAGAGCUCAUCCGAGGAGCAUACUAAGAAGACUGCAGGCCAGCCGCAUGACGAUAGACCCCCAGAUUCAUCACACAGAAGCCCAACCCAUGAGUUCCCCAGGAGACCAGUCACUCGUGCCUGCAGCAGACUUUCAGUUGAGCCUCUGGUGUGUGAGUCAGAGCUGCCCAAAUCAAAACCACGGGCUCCAGUGAAGAGGAAACGAAUGGUAGACAAAUCCACCAGCACCAGUGACCCUGUGACUGAAGAUGACCACGUGCAGGUGCUCAACCUUAAAUCUAAAAACCUGGUGGGUAUCACGCUUACAAAUUGUGGUAUCACGGACCUGGUUCUUAAAGAGUGUCCGAAAAUGAUGUUUGUCCAUGCUACACGCUGCAGGGUGCUGAAACAUCUAGUAGUGGAAAGUGCGCCUAUCGUGAACCGUUUUGACUAUGCGCAGUGUAAGAAGCUAGACAUGGAGCAGGUGCUGGAUCAAAUCUUACGAAUGCCCCCGGAGAGAAACCGUAUCAUCUACAUGAGGCCUAUGCAGCAGGUUGACUCUCUGGCUUUGGAGAAGACGCUUUUUAGUGGUCCAUACCCGUAUCAUAUUGCCAUCAUCCAUGAGUUCAGCAAUCCCCCCAAUAUCAGGAACAAGGUGCGUGUGCGUAGCUGGAUGGACACCAUUGCCAACAUUAGCCAAGAACUCAUCAAAUAUGAAUUCUUUCCGGAGGCCACACGGACGGAAGAGGAUGUAAAGAAGUAUCCCAGCUAUCCCUGGGGCCGAGACAUCUACACAUUAGAGGGGGUAGUAGAUGGGGCGCCGUACUCAAUGAUCACCGAUUUCCCGUGGCUUCGCACUUUACGCACAGCAGAACCCAAUAGUUUUGCUCGAUAUGACUUUGAGGAUGAUGAAAGCACUACAAUUUACGCGCCACGUCGCAAGGGACAGCUUUCGGCCGACAUCUGCAUGGAGACUAUCGGCGAGGAGAUCACAGAGCGCCGGCAAACAGGCAAAGGCGUUUUUCAGCGCGUGGUGGUCGUCUUCAUCCACUACUGUGACGUUCGUGGAGAACCGGUGGAUGAUGACUACAUUUAGAAGUGUCAAUGUUCAGCCGAAGAGCCUGAAGGUGUGGAGGGCGCCACAUAAGCACUUUGUCAGGCUCUGAGCGCUGACCAACGCCGCUGUCUCCUGUGCAAGUACACAGAUACAACCUCAGAGAUGAAGGCAACAGGAAAUGCCUUGUUAUUCCACACUGAGUAAAUAAAACUGAAAGCGAUCGCUUUAAAAUCUGCAAUUGUCAGCCAUUGCUUGUUUGUGUGGAGAUGUUGGUCAUGGAUCAAUGCAAAGAAAUGCAGCCUGCUGUUUACCUGCAGUACACUUCAAGUAAUGAGAGGCUGAACGGGACUGAAGCAUUUUAUUUGGUGCAACAGUUGUGCACGUGGGAAAGAUAUGCUGAGCCACAACAGGUGGCUUGUGAAAUCACUUGUUUGGGUGGACACAGAAGAGAGUCCAUGGUUGAUUUUUUUAUGUGUUUGUGUUGUUAAGACACUUGGCAUAAUUUCUGGGAUCUAUGCUCUACUAGGAAUAUUGUUUUGAAGUUUUGUUUUAGAUCUUUGUUUUGCACAUCAAACCUCUUAUUCUUUUGGGAGAUCAUAUCAUUCUUAGCCUCAUUUUAAAUUAUUUCAGAUUUUAUUCUUGUUUUUUCUCACCUUCCUUGCAGAGGUUGACAUUGGUUUUCGACUUUAUGUUGAAUUUUGUGUGUGUGUCACUGUUAAUGGUGCUGCGAGUUAGUUUAGCUCAGAAACUUGUGUUUCUUGGGAAAAUUGGUGAUCGAAAAUAUACCUCAGUUUUUCCCUACAGUCUUCAAAUAGCUUAAAAUGAAAGUGGAUCAAACAGAAUUGUGUGAGAAGAGUUAACAGUGAGAAUUUUAUGCACGUUUUUUACCUUUAGUUGACCAUUUUUAUGGAUUUACAGUUUUAAAUCAAUAGCACAGUGGAUAAAGUUGCCAAGCAGAUCCCUUAUUCAUCCUCCGAUGACUUAAAAUGCACUGUUCUCACGUACAGUCUCAGAAUAGGGUGACGUAUGUUUAUCCCCCGCCAAUAAGAUACAGCAUUAAACCUGCAUUAAAAGUGAACUCAUUACGUGUUUAUGGAUUGUUUGUUUCCUUGCAUAGUCCUUCACAUUGUUGCUUUACAGUCGUGUGCACAAAAAAGAAGGGAAAUUUAAGGAAAGGCAUGGUGUGUCUCACCUACCUGUUGAUGCAAAACAGAUAUAACGAAAAUGUUUGAUGUGUGGUAAGACAAAAUGGUGUAUUAGGAGUGGGCUGAGAUUCUUGGCGCUAUUAAUGCACGUAAACUCCUUCUCGCUGCUCUAGUUUGUACUUUUUUCCUGGGUGGCCUAUUCUGCCACGUUCAAUAGAAAGAAACUACACGGAUUGUAUUUACACCCAUGCUAAGCGCUGCAGAAACUUGUACAAAGCCAAUUGUACAGAUAUUCUGUAUUUAAAUAAUCUUGUUUUAUAUGUUUAUAUAAAAUGAAUAAAUAUUUCACUAAAUAUAAUUGUAAGUGUUA
Molecule: messenger RNA, 6128 nt
Organism: Paramisgurnus dabryanus
Lineage: Eukaryota; Metazoa; Chordata; Actinopteri; Cypriniformes; Cobitidae
Gene: fbxo38
Product: F-box protein 38
Biological process (GO): protein K48-linked ubiquitination; SCF-dependent proteasomal ubiquitin-dependent protein catabolic process
Cellular component (GO): cytoplasm; nucleus
Molecular function (GO): protein binding
Source: RefSeq, a predicted model, not a curated record